Molecule: messenger RNA, 1932 nt
Organism: Microstroma glucosiphilum
Lineage: Eukaryota; Fungi; Basidiomycota; Exobasidiomycetes; Microstromatales; Microstromataceae
Product: PLP-dependent transferase
Exons: 3
Coding region: 132-1916 (594 amino acids)
Biological process (GO): amino acid metabolic process; biosynthetic process
Molecular function (GO): transaminase activity; pyridoxal phosphate binding
Source: RefSeq, a predicted model, not a curated record
CAACAUCAGGCACAGGGCCAACAGGUCCUUGGAUUUCCAUCCACCUCUUCAUACCAAUCCAUUUACUUCUACCAUUCCUCAGCUACUCUUGUCAUCGACUGAUUGCCUCGCAAGUACACGCUGCCCUCGUCAUGUCGUGCGCUCCUGCCUGCUUUCCCUCGACGCCUGCGAGUUGUGCAUCCGUGGGUGCCCUCUGUGGUAGUCUUGCCCCAAACGCGGCCAAUGAAGCUCAACGGGAGGCGAGUACAUCCCAGGACUUCAAGGGCUUCGCAAAGCCUAUGCUAUCAGCAAGAGGAGCCAAGCAUGCCGCCAGCGUGACGCCCUUCUGGACCGUGUUUGACUCUAUGCUGCGAGACGUGUACUGCGCCCAGAAGAAUCCAAAUGGUAUUAUCAACAUGGGCAUCGCAAACAACUCGCUCAUGCAGGACGAGCUCCUCGAGUACUUUUCCUCACACCUCGCACUCGACCCUACAGACCUCACUUAUGGCACAUCGCUGCACGGCUCCAUUCGCCUUUUCGACGCUCUGUGCACUCACUUCAACCGCAAAGCAUUUGCACCUGUGCUGCCGGUCAAGCCCGAUCAUAUCCUUACUGGACCUGGGUGUGGCCCGCUUCUGGACCAGCUCUUCGAGCACCUCGCGGCGCCGGGAGAAGCCUGUCUAGCUGCAGCUCCUUAUUACAAUGGUUUUGACGCCGACCUCAUGACUAGGGCAGGAGUGAAAUGCAUUCCCGUCUUUGCAGCGGUCGGCGACGGGACUGAGAAGGAGAAUUUUACAGGUGCGGCAGCUCUGCGAGGAUUCGAUGAAGCACUAGCGGAGCACAAUGCAGCAGGCAGCACAGUGCGAGCUAUCCUCGUGUGCAAUCCUCACAACCCGGUCGGCAAGUGCUACAACCGCCAAGCACUCGUGGAAUACGGCAAAUUCGCCCAAGUCCACGAUCUCCACCUCGUCUUCGACGAAAUCUACGCAAUGUCGACGUUCCCGACCUCUGACGACGGAGCUCCACAGCCUUUCAUCUCUGCACUCAACAUCGACUGGGCUACCGAAGCAGGCUGCGACCCCCGUCGUAUCCAUAUUCUCACUUCUGCCAGCAAAGACUUUGGUCUGAAUGGGUUCCGCGUCGGCACUUUCAUUUCGCAGUACAACGCCGAGCUCAUGGCCGCAAUGAAGGUCACCACCAAGCUCUACAUGGUCUCCUCCCCAGCCGACGCCCUCUUCAGCUCCUUACUCGUCGAUCAAGACUUCUACCCGCGAUUCGUAGAGACAAACCAGGCCCGUCUGAGCAGGGCCUACGAAAAGGUCAAAGGGUGGUGCGUACGCCACGCCAUCCCCUACAAGCCUAGCAAUGCAGGUCAUUUCCUUCUCGUGGACCUCGCACGCUUCCUACCUCGGGAAAUGGGCGGGCAUGAGCUGGUAGAUGAAACGCAGAGAGAGACGGCCCUCUGGUCCCUUGUGCUCAAGGAGAGAUUGUGCAUCACACCUGGCUCGAACUACCAUCAUCCUCAGGUGGGUUGGUUUAGGAUCACGUUCAGUCUGCAGGAUCAGGUCCUCACAAAGGGGCUGCAGAGGCUGGAGAAGGCGCUCGGACUGCCGGAAUGCGCGGCUGAGGAUAUGUUCGAGAGCGAGACAGAGGAUCUAAAGGCCUCUGCCCCUGCCGCUGCCGCUGCCACCACUACUCAGAGUAGCGACAAGAAGCCAUCAGACAGACUUCAGUCUCCCAAUCUUGCCAAGCCGGAUCGCUCGGCCCUCGUGACGGCGCUCUGCGGCCCUCCUUCUGCUGCUACUUCAAAAUCCAGCUGCCCUCUUCCCCUCGCAUCACAAGCCGCGGCGCACGUAGUCGAAGACUACGAGCUGCUGAGGGAGCUCAGCCUUGAGUCUCAGAGAGGCGCGACGAAGGCUUUGGGGUGUAUGUGUUGAAGUGAGGCGGUCAUCG